UAAAAACAUACGUUAUUAUUUAUAUAACCAUAGUAACCAUUAUUUACUGUUUUAUAACUUACAAUAAUGAAUAUUGAGCUAUUAUUUGAAACCUAAUAUUAUAUAUUGUUAUUAAAAUCAACAGCCUAUUACUUUUACUAAACAUGGGUGAUUUAAAAGCAACCACUGUUAAAGAUGCGAUAAAAAAUUGGGAAGAAGUAAAUAAUGAAUCAGCUUCCGAAGCAAUAUAUGUUGGACUUCAAUUUCAAUGGCCACCAAUAGAAAAAAUGGAUAACAGUUUAUCUGUCUUAACAAAGUGUGAAAAACUGUCAUUAAGUACAAAUAUGAUCGAGAAAAUUACAGGAUUAUCAGCAUUGCGAAAUCUAAAAAUUUUAUCCUUAGGGCGCAAUUAUAUUAAAGCCUUUACGGGGUUAGAACAGUUGUCUGAUACUUUAGAAGAAUUAUGGAUUUCAUAUAAUUUAAUAGAAAAAAUGAAAGGAAUAUUGGGUAUGCGAAAACUUAAAAUUUUGUACAUGUCAAAUAAUAAUGUCAAAGAAUGGGCUGAAGUAAUUAAAUUGGCUGAUAUGGAAAGCCUUCAAGACUUUUUAUUUGUUGGUAAGAUAAGAAAUUUUAAAUAUGAAAAAUAAACAAUAAAAAAGUUGUUAAUAAAUUUUAAUUAAAACCACUUAUUGUAAAAUAAAAAUUAAUCAAAACAUGAAGCCUUGAAAAUACAAUAUCUGAAAUCAUUAACAAUCCCGUGUUAAGAAGGAGGCGAACGCUCCGGGGCCCGCGAGUUAUGUAUCCAUAUCGAAUUUUACUAGCCAAGUUAUAAUUAGUGUCAGUUUUUUAUUCUUAUCGCUAUUUUUAUAUUACUGAUAUUUUUUCCAUAUUUAUAAUUGUUUAAGACUUAGGGGUAUAUUAUAAAAUAAAUGAAUAUAGUAUUUAUUUAAAAUAUUUUAUCUAUCUAUAAAGAUGAAAUAUCGUAUUUUCAUAUUUAG
Daktulosphaira vitifoliae (grape phylloxera) is the source of this 977-nucleotide messenger RNA. Its product is annotated as dynein axonemal light chain 1-like. Gene Ontology annotation, molecular function: protein kinase binding. Bases 144 to 626 code for a protein of 160 amino acids. The transcript is spliced from 3 exons. The record is from RefSeq and is a predicted model, not a curated record. Lineage: Eukaryota; Metazoa; Arthropoda; Insecta; Hemiptera; Phylloxeridae. Gene Ontology annotation, cellular component: cytoplasm.